This is a messenger RNA of Mangifera indica (mango), 726 nucleotides long. Its product is annotated as histidinol dehydrogenase, chloroplastic-like. The record is from RefSeq and is a predicted model, not a curated record. Gene Ontology annotation, molecular function: metal ion binding; histidinol dehydrogenase activity; NAD binding. Bases 1 to 726 code for a protein of 241 amino acids. Lineage: Eukaryota; Viridiplantae; Streptophyta; Magnoliopsida; Sapindales; Anacardiaceae. Gene Ontology annotation, cellular component: cytoplasm; chloroplast stroma. Gene Ontology annotation, biological process: L-histidine biosynthetic process. The transcript is spliced from 7 exons.
AUGAAAUGUGGCAAAACAGGGGAAGGAGAGAAAGAAGUAGCUGUGGAAAGAGUUGAGAAAGGGAGGCAGAACAGUGAAGCAAUGAUUUCAAUUGACAUGCCUGCUGGUCCUUCAGAAGUUUUAGUCAUUGCAGACAAAUAUGCUAGUCCUGUUCAUAUAGCUGCAGAUAUGCUCUCUCAGCUAUCGAAGAGGAAAUCAGAAAGCAGUGUCAAGACCUUCCAAGAGGAGAGUUUGCUUCAAAAGCUCUUAGCCACAGUUACACAGUGUUUGCUCGUUGAUGUCUUUUUCAAAUAUAUGUAUUCACCUGAGCAUCUGAUAGUUAAUGUUAAAGAUACUGAACAGUGGGAAUGCUUCAUUGAGAAUGCAGGGCCAUGGACACCUGAAAGUGUGGGAGAUUAUGCAAGCGGGACAAACCAUGUAUUUCCAACAUACGGAUAUGCACGAAUGUAUGGUGGGGUGUCUCUUGAUUCCUUCCUUAAGUACAUGACAGUACAAUCCUUGACAGAGGAAGGUCUGAAAAAGCUUGGUCCAUAUGUUGCAACCAUGGCGGAAGUAGAAGGCUUGGAAGCCCACAAGAGAGCGGUAACUCUUAGAUUACAAGACAUUGAAGCCAGGUCAAAUCAAUUCGGGUUAAAGGUUUUAGUACGAUUCAACUGCUAUGUCAAUCCGAUCAAUGGGGCUAAAAUGAAAGUACUCGAACUUGGGGAUAAGGCGAAGUACCGCUGA